UUAAAUUCAGGGUCACACUUGAUAACUGCUAAUGAACCAAAUUUACAACCCCAAACAGCACAACUGGAAUAUUUGUAUUAAUAUAGCAUUGGGAAUAACUAACAUGCUGUUACCAAUUAUUAUUCUCAUCUUGUGGGUUUCCUGUGCUCAUGGACAAGGAGGAACUUGUGAUUUUCCAGAAAUCAAACAUGGAAACAUAUAUGAUGAAGACAGAUAUAAACAAAGCUUCCCAGUUGCCAUAGGAAAAUAUUUUUACUAUUCCUGUGAUCGUAGCUUUGCGUCUCCUUCACAAACACUCUGGACUCAAAUAAUCUGCACAGAGGAAGGAUGGUCACCAAUGCCAAAGUGUAUCAGGCAGUGCUUUUUCCCUUGGGUGGAAAAUGGUCAUUCGACAUCUUCAGGACAGACACACCAGGAAGGUGACACUGUACAAAUUGUCUGUAAUGCGGGCUAUAGCCUUUUAUACAAUCAGAGCAACCUUAGAUGUACAGAAAGUGGCUGGUCCACUCCCCCUACAUGCAGUCAGCUGGACCCUCAGAGAAAAUGUGGGCCCCCUCCACCUAUCGACAAUGGAGACAUUACCUCAUUCCCAUUACCAGCAUACGCCCCAGGAUCAUCAGUUGAGUACCGAUGCCAGGCCUUCUAUGCACUUCAAGGAAACAGGAAUGUAAUAUGUAGUAACGGACAGUGGUCAGAACCACCGAAAUGCUUAGAUGCAUGUGUGGUAUCAGAAGAAAUGAUGGAAAAACAUAACAUACAGUUACGAUGGAGACAUGAGAAAAAAUUUUAUUCUAGAACAGGGGAUAAUAUUGAAUUUAUAUGUAAAGUUGGCUAUCAUAGAAAGUCACCAGGUCAUGCAUUUCGAAUAACCUGUCAGGAAGGGAAAGUGAUAUAUCCCACUUGUGUACAAAACGAUGGUUAAGAUGCAGUCCUAAAAUUAAAAUAUGUACAUUUAUUCCAGAGUUUUCAUUAUGAAUCCAAUUCUUCUCAGUUAUUUUUUCAACUGUUAUUUAACUCAUUUUUAUUCAUAAAUCAGAAUUUGUGUUAAAUAGCAUGUGGAUGAUAUAACCUGAGACACAAAUGAAUCAUUUCUUAAGAGCACCAUGUUAAAACUUGGUGAACCAAAAUGCUAUGUGUCCUAUUGAUAAAAUGUCGGUGGCAAGAAAUUAGUUGUGAUCACGUCAAUGCCUGCUUCUUUCCAUCCUUCUCCUUUCUCAAAGCUUUCUUCAUAACUCCUGAGGCUUCCUGAGGCUCUCCCUUUCAGAGGAAAUGGGGAAAAAAUGCUUGCAUUAAUCUUCAAAAUCAUAUUACUUCACAAACACAUAGAAACCUAACUGUGUCAUACCUAUGUUAGUAAUAAGAUAUAAGAAGUUAUUUACUUUUGCUUAUCUCUCAAUAGAUAUAUAAGCGCAAAAAAUGAUGAAAUGUAUGAUCUCCUAUAAGAUGUCUAUCUAGCAAACGUAAGAAUUCAAACUAAUCAUAAAGAGGAAUUCAAAUCUAAUUAGAUGCAUAACUAUUAUAACAUUAAAAGUGAUUCAAAAGUCCAGUAUCAAGUAUACACACACAUACGCACACACACACACACACACACACACACACUAUGCUUUGAACACUGAAUAAAUGUUUAUAGAAUAAAGGCUGGGAGAAAGCACAAAAAUUUAUAAUAACUAUAAUUGAAUUUAUAGAUAAUAGAGGAAAGAGUAGCUGUUUAACUCCUUUAUACAUACCUGUAUUGUCCAAUUUUUCUAUCUUUAAUAUAUAUCACCUUCGAACCAUAGAAUACGUCAUUUUAAGAUAAAGAUAUGUAAAAAGUAAGAUAAUACACAUUCAGAGCUAUAAAGACCUCUGGUGAUUAUGUUCAGAUCUAAAAACAUUUUCAUGAUUUUGCUGGUAUGGAGGGCUUUGGUAACAUUCAAUGACAAGAGUCUGAAAUGAGAUUUUUAUGUUCAUACAUUUCCAACAACAUAAUUAGUUAAAAUCAGUUGACUAUAAACAUUUUAAAUUUCUACAAAAGCACAACUUGAAGAUGAAAAUAAAGAUAUACCUAAUUAAGAUAAAAAUAUUAUAAGGUGAUAUCUUGUAACUUUGCAUUGCAUCAAAUCAAGCAGCAUUCUUGCUUAGAAUGAGAAACCUGGCUGUCACCAAUGGAGUCAUUUUAUCCACAUGUGAAUCACUGGUGACAGCCGGUUUUCUCAUAUAUAAAGGAACACUGUUAGAAUU
Messenger RNA from Ailuropoda melanoleuca (giant panda), 2220 nucleotides. Its product is annotated as complement factor H-related protein 2. Gene Ontology annotation, biological process: complement activation. NCBI's taxonomy places the organism in Eukaryota, Metazoa, Chordata, Mammalia, Carnivora, Ursidae. The transcript has 5 exons. The record is from RefSeq and is a predicted model, not a curated record. Gene Ontology annotation, molecular function: complement component C3b binding. The coding region runs from base 32 to 922 and encodes 296 amino acids.